UGCUUGCCCCAUUAUUAAGUACAAUAAAGAUUCUCUUACUGUGCCAUAAUAGCUAAAGAAGUCUAACUUGUAAUAAGCUUAUCAUAGUUGAGUGUACGUGUUUGUUGCGGCUGUCACUUGGAAGUUAUACACCUUUUCCAAAAAAAAUCUGUCAUAGGAGCCUGCUAAUUGUGUAGGACAUAGUAUUUCCAGAUGUGUGACGAUGAGUUCAAAAUUUCGUCAGAAAUUCAUCUACAAAGCGAAGUGGACCGUACUGCCAAUCCUUCAUUGUCACAAGAAAAUGUGGUCACAAGAUUCACCUUCAGACUGUCAAAAGAUCUAUCAUUCAUUGAAGGACAUAAAGAUGCAGAGGUGGACGAAGACGGUGACUUCAUUUUGCAAAGGCGGGAUAGCACAUCACAAGAUGGCUUUUUAUUAAUUGAACAGAAAUCAUCAACACCAUUGGAACUAGUCGGCCUUCAAGUGUGGCGAGGUGCCCUACUGCUGUCUGAUUUUCUCCUGCACAAUGGCAAAACAUUGUUGAGUGGACACACAGUGCUGGAGUUGGGAGCUGGAGCUGGUCUCUCAAGUAUUGUGGCGGCCAUGUUUGCCCAUGAAGUUGUAUCUACAGAUAUUGACACAGAAGAAAUCCUUGAAUUAAUAUGGGCUAACAAAGAGCGCAACAAGAAAUGGAUAAAAUCAAAAUUUUCUGUUAUGGGAUUUGACUUUUUUGCUAAGAAAUGGAGUAGUGAACUGGAAGAAAAAUUAAGAGAAGUGACAACCAUUUUGGCAGCUGAUGUAAUUUAUGACAAUGAUUUGACAGAAGCGUUUGUUGACUGUCUUGCUAAGCUCUUGGUAGUUCCACCAGCAAAGACUGUGUAUGUGGCUCUAGAGAAAAGAUUUGUGUUCACUGUGGCUGAUCUGGACUGUGUAGCACCAUGCUAUGAACACUUUCUGCAAUGCUUAUCAAACAUUCAGCGUAAGCCUCCUGGUUCUAACUGGACUGUGGAGCAACUGGCUAUAGAUUUUCCUCAAUAUUUUAAUUAUGAACGUGUUAAAGAACUUGUAUUGUGGAAAAUAAGCUCAUAGGAAAUAUUUGUUGUAUCAUAGAGUAGUUCAGCUUUUCUGACAAAGAUGAAUGAAACACAGAUGAAUACUGAACAGCACAACACACGCACACACCUAAUGGAGUCACUUUAAAGGUGUAAUAAGAUGUGAUACUGACCAGUAACCUGCCUGUAUCUACUGGUGUAUUCAGCAUUUUUGAAAUAUAUUCUUUGUUCUUGAA
This is a messenger RNA of Schistocerca americana (American grasshopper), 1267 nucleotides long. RefSeq names its product methyltransferase-like protein 22. Gene Ontology annotation, biological process: protein methylation. The coding region runs from base 193 to 1068 and encodes 291 amino acids. The record is from RefSeq and is a predicted model, not a curated record. Gene Ontology annotation, cellular component: nucleus. Gene Ontology annotation, molecular function: protein methyltransferase activity. The transcript is spliced from 6 exons. NCBI's taxonomy places the organism in Eukaryota, Metazoa, Arthropoda, Insecta, Orthoptera, Acrididae.